Nyctereutes procyonoides (raccoon dog) is the source of this 1775-nucleotide messenger RNA. RefSeq names its product thiamine triphosphatase (gene THTPA). Lineage: Eukaryota; Metazoa; Chordata; Mammalia; Carnivora; Canidae. Gene Ontology annotation, biological process: dephosphorylation; thiamine diphosphate metabolic process; thiamine metabolic process. The transcript has 3 exons. The record is from RefSeq and is a predicted model, not a curated record. Gene Ontology annotation, molecular function: thiamine triphosphate phosphatase activity; magnesium ion binding. The coding region runs from base 452 to 1144 and encodes 230 amino acids.
CCCAUCAUGCACCCGGGCCCCGGGUGCCGGGCUCAGGCUGAGGUCUGAGACCCCAGCCCACCCCCGGGAACCGGGAGGGGUCGGACAUGAGGAGCAGAGCGCAGGGGUACUUCUGCGCUCCUGGCCCACCGCGGAGGUCGCAGACCCCCUAUCAUUUAGCAGGCCUCUCGGGCCUGUGCUUAGCACCGCCACAUCAGGCCUAAUAUGGCCGCUCGUGCCGGGGAGCGGCGUGGUGCGCAGAGAGCCGGGCCGAGGUCCGAGGCCAGGGACUGCUCCCGGCAUUCCUCGCGGGCGUGGCGUAGGCUCCCCUCGCCAUCUCCAGGUCUCGCGAAAAGGAGACCCUCGGGCUUUGAGGUGAGACCCGAGGCUCCGCGGGCCUGGCCCGGUGCUGUGGCGAAGGGCGGUGUCGCUGCCGGAAGUGAGCCACAGGCCACCGGGGUAGCAAGGUAGCAUGACCCAGGCCUUGAUUGAAGUGGAGCGAAAAUUCGUUCCUGGGCCUGACACAGAGGAUCGGCUGCAGGAGUUGGGGGGCACCCUGGAGCACCGCGUCACCUUCCGCGACAGCUACUACGACACCCCUGAGCUGAGCCUCAUGCGGGCUGACCACUGGCUGCGACAGCGCGAGGGUAGUGGAUGGGAGCUCAAAUGUCCUGGAAGGCCAGGUGUCUCGGGACCCCACACUGAGUAUGUGGAACUCAUAGUUGAGUCUGCCAUUGUGGCCCAGCUCUGUGAGGUACUAGGCACUGAGGUCCUGGGGGCUGGAGGUGUGGCUGCUGUCCUGGGCCCACUGAAGCUGCAGGAAGUAGCUAGUUUUGUGACUAAGCGUAGUGCCUGGAAGCUGGUGCUAUCUGGAGCUGAGGAAGAGGAGCCUCCACUCAGGGUGGACCUGGAUACAGCCGACUUUGGCUACACAGUGGGUGAGGUAGAGGCCCUGGUGCAUGAGGAGGCUGAGAUCCCAGCUGCCCUAGAGAAGAUCCACAGCCUCAGCAGCAUGCUUGGUGUGCCAGUACAGGAGAAAGCACCUGCCAAGCUGAUCGUGUACCUACAGCGCUUCCGGCCUCAGGACUAUCAGCACCUGCUAGAAGUACUCAGCCCCAGCAAGAAGCCACAGGGGACUAAAGCUCCUGACAGCAGCCUGGGCUAGGGUGUCACUUCCUCAGCAGGGAAGAGAACUCUGGGUUUAAUAGGGUUCUUUUCUGGGCUCACUAUGCCUCCUUCCCUGGCCUUCUUCCCCAGUGGCUCCUCUCUCUUCAGCUCUGCCUGUUUUCACUUUACUCUCAGUUAUCCUUCCUUGAGCCCUCCCUGGCUGCCUCCUCUCCCUCAUCCGUCAGACACAAUCUGUGGGCCGCCCCUCUCCCCUGGCCGCUAAGCAGCCUCCAUUGAUUUCCGCUCGUGUUUAUAGGAUUUCCACUUAGCCGUGAUCAGUAGUUAAGCACAGGAAAAUCCCUUGCCACCCCACCUCCCUUGGUCGAUGCCAUUGAUUCUGCCAGCAGCUCCUAAACCGCCUUACAGCUGAGUUAGAGAUGAGGGGAGGCAGCAGGGAUUUCCCUGCCUUGGGGUGCAGGGAGUAGCAGCGGGUUGGGGAAGUGGGUGGAAUCCCUGUUAGAAAUCUGUAAGUCCUGGUUUUACUUUGCUACUGUGCCCUACUCAGGUCCAAAUGGUAGAGUGCUUCCUUUGGAGGUUUAGAGGCAAAUUUGCUCCCCAACCUGGAGAGGGUAGAAAUGACCCUCCUUUGUUGAAACAGGAUCAAGGGAAAAUACAGACUUCAAGAUAAA